Messenger RNA from Closterium sp. NIES-67, 2593 nucleotides. NCBI's taxonomy places the organism in Eukaryota, Viridiplantae, Streptophyta, Zygnematophyceae, Desmidiales, Closteriaceae. The record is from the annotation of a GenBank genome assembly.
AGAUCAUAACUGAGCCAUCCGAACAUGCCUCAGGCCAUCGACAUUCCCCAUGGUUGGUCCUUCAUCCCGCGGCGCCACGCCACACAGCCACACAGCCGCUUUCGGCUGCUUGCGGUGCGGAGACAGGGAUGGUGACUUUUGAGUCGACUCAAAAGCCACCUCGAUGGUCACGAAAUGGAGAUAGAGGUCCACUUCGCUCUCGCUUCUUCGCUCGAGCUAAGAACACCACUUCACAAGGCGACUGAUACAGCGUAGUACUAGGCUCUCCAAAAACCGUAUCAGCGACGUGACGUCGUCGUCGUCGCCGUAACCCUGAACGCCUUCCUCUAUUGCGUGCAUUGUUACUAGCCCACUGACGGCCAUUGUCGCUCAAUUCCGCCGUUACCUAGUAAGAAGGUCGUCCGUUUCCACGUCGUCGGACCAUCGUCGCAAUGCCGCCGCCGCGGGUUCGCGACGCACCGUCGCAGUUCGCAGGCUCGGCGCCUGCUACUACCAGUACUACUAGCCCUGGCGCCUGUCGUGCCUUCCGCCAGAGCAAGCAGGGUUUCUCCUCCUCGUCAUCCUCCUCCGCCUCUUCCUCCUUCCUCGCCGCGCCGCUUCUCCUCCUCGUCCUGGCGUGGCUGGCCGUGGGGGCACACGCGGCGUGCUCGAGCGUGCGGCAGGUGGUGAUUGUGGGCGCUGGCAUGUCGGGCGUGUCGGCCGCUCACCGCAUCGCCACCACCAACGGCGAGUGCUUCAAGGUGACAGUGGUGGAAGCGCGCAGCGGAGUGACGGUGGUGGAGGCGCGCAACAGGGUGGGCGGGCGCAUGUGGAGCCGAACGGAGGCCGCCCCUGCUGGCUCUCCCACAACGUUUUUCAGAGGGGAGCUGGGCGCGCAGUGGAUCGAGGGCGCUACAGGUAACCCGGUUACCGCCCUAGCCCGGCGCUUCAAGCUCAAAAUUGGGCAGCAGAACGGGCGGGAAAUACAGUACACGGCGAAUGGGAUUCCUUACGGGGAGAAAGGGUGGGCGGCAUCGGAGCGGCAGUAUCAGACGCUGGUACGGCAAGGCUUGGCGUGGGCCAACAAGCAGGACAAGGACGUGACGCUGCAGCAGGCGUUCACCAGCACCCCCUGGAGGCGACAACUGUUUAUGAAGCCUUACGUGCAGUCCCGCCUGGCGGUGGACUAUGAGUUCAACUACGGCACGGCCCUCUCGCACCUCUCUGCGUGGUACUAUGACUCGCUCGCCUUUGAAGAUCCCACGAUGGUGGUUACCAACGGCUACGACAACAUACCCAAGGGGCUCAUGCAGGAAGCACAAGCAGCAGGCGCCAAGCUGAUUCUCAACUUUGAAGUGACCGGCAUCUCCCAGACCUCAGGUGCAGCACCCAAAGUCACGAUCACCGGCAAGAACACCGCCAAUGGCGCCACCACCACCCUCACAGCCGACGUCGUUAUAGUCACCAUCCCCCUCGGCGUGCUUAAAGCCAACACCAUCGCUUUCCAGCCGGCCCUUUCUGCCCGGAAAACGGGCGCCAUGGCCCGCCUCGGCGUGGGCUCGAUCAACAAAAUCUUUUUUUUCUUCAACGAGACCUUCUGGCCAGUCAACGUGGACGAAUAUUUCAUCGAGGACGGGCAGCUGCCCGGGAAUCGCGGGCGGUGGGUGGAUUGGGUGAACCUGAAGCGGGCGUGGGGGCAGACGGCGCUGGAGGGGGUGGCACUGGGGGAGUAUGCGGAGCGAAUGGCCCAGAUGACUGAUGCAGCCGUGAUCGCAGACGCCCAGGCGAAGAUGCAGCGCAUGUUUUCCCAGUAUAGGAAGAAGCCGGUGCAGGCGAUAGCCACAUGGGUGCAGCGGUGGAGCGACGACCCGUAUGCGCGCGGCGCGUAUAGUUAUGCGAAGAUUGGCGUGCAGGGGAACGGGGACCACUGCACGGAUUAUGAUCGCAUGGGGCUGCCUGAGGGCCGGGUGCUGUUUGCUGGGGAGCACACCAUCUGGCAGUACCAGGCCACCGUGCACGGGGCGUAUUUAUCGGGUGUGCGAGAGGCAAAGAGGGUCCUGAAGAACUUCUGAGGGAGAUGUCCAGAGGGCUACCGGAUGUCAGGUGGUGUGCCAGAAGGACUGCAUGUGGCAGUAAGGACGCAGUGCUUUUAGGUGAGGUUCGACACCUGAACGAGCAUGAAUACCACGCUGUGGUGCGUGGAACCAUUCUGACUGCGUCUACACAACCUUCCACCCAUCUUUAAUUCUGAACCUGAGGUUUUAAAUUCUUGCUUUCUUUCUUUCUCCCAAAAGCUCCGCGUCCUAAGAUGCCACCGUGCAUGGGGCAUGGGGGAUGGCAGAUUGUACUUGUUACGUGAGAAAGGAUGUGGGAGGUAGAGAGUGAGGGCGUAUUCCUACGAAGUUGCAUCAGCACUGUAAUGGCUUUUGCUGAUGCUGAUGGUACUUCAAACGCGCACCCUGCAGAUGAGAAACAAGUGAAUGUUGGUCGCGCAUGCGAAAUGCGAGCCGUCGAUGGUCUUUUUCAUCCACACGGAGGCCAUCUAACACAAGGCACUGAUUCUCGAGAGGGUGACUAUCGAGUGGAGUAAUCGGAACAAAAUGCGCGAAAAAAA